Molecule: messenger RNA, 1892 nt
Organism: Suillus plorans
Lineage: Eukaryota; Fungi; Basidiomycota; Agaricomycetes; Boletales; Suillaceae
Product: ATP2, beta subunit of the F1 sector of mitochondrial F1F0 ATP synthase
Exons: 6
Coding region: 210-1832 (540 amino acids)
Biological process (GO): proton motive force-driven mitochondrial ATP synthesis; proton transmembrane transport
Molecular function (GO): ATP hydrolysis activity; ATP binding; proton-transporting ATP synthase activity, rotational mechanism
Source: RefSeq, a predicted model, not a curated record
AUGACAUCGGCUUAUCGGCACAGGAAGGUUGAAAGUAUUGAAGACGCUUCUAAAUCCUACACAAAGUCAUCCAUUAGGAACGUUUGCUGGUGCCGAGGGCGGAGCUUUGGACGGAAGUUGAAUUUUGCACGUUUGGGAAUGAGUGUGUCGGGUAAGUAUUUCUCGCAACCUUACAUCUGUCGCCGUCGUCGUCGUCGUCGCUCACCAGAAUGCUUACCACCCGCGGCGUCACCCGCCUCUCACGGAGAGCGGCCAACAGUGCAAAAAACACAAGCCGGUUCAUUAACACCGCUGCUUAUUCUUUGUCGCGGGUUGCCGUUCCUUCCUCCUCCCAAAAACAAAACACAGCUGUUCGUCCUUCGCGUGCAUCAGUGCAGUAUGCACGGACAUAUGCAACGGAAGCGAAGGGAGCUGCUGGGACUGUGAAAACCGUCAUUGGUGCCGUCGUCGACGUUCAGUUUGAGACCGAUGCUCUUCCACCUAUUCUCAACGCACUGGAGGUUCAGGAUUUCCACGGUGGUCGUCUUGUCCUCGAGGUCGCAUCGCAUCUCGGCGAGAACUCCGUCCGUACCAUCGCUAUGGACGGUACCGAGGGUCUCGUCCGUGGCCAAAGGGUAGUCGACACCGGUGCUCCUAUUCAAAUUCCUGUCGGCACCGCAACUCUCGGCCGCAUCAUGAACGUCAUCGGUGAACCCAUUGAUGAGCGUGGUCCUAUAAAGGGUGUCAAACUCUCGCCAAUCCACGCCGACCCUCCUCCAUUUGUUGAUCAAUCAACCACUGCUGAGGUUUUGGAGACUGGUAUCAAGGUCGUCGACCUUCUUGCUCCUUACGCCCGUGGUGGUAAAAUUGGUCUUUUCGGUGGUGCUGGUGUCGGUAAGACUGUGUUGAUUCAAGAGCUUAUCAACAAUGUUGCCAAAGCCCAUGGUGGUUUCUCCAUUUUCUGCGGUGUUGGCGAACGUACUCGCGAGGGUAAUGAUUUGUACCAUGAAAUGAUUGAGACUGGUGUUAUCAACCUCGAGGGUGACUCCAAGGUGGCUCUCGUCUUUGGUCAAAUGAACGAGCCCCCUGGUGCACGUGCUCGUGUGGCGCUUACUGGCCUCACUAUCGCUGAGUACUUCCGUGACGAAGAAGGCCAGGAUGUGCUACUCUUCAUCGACAACAUCUUCCGCUUCACUCAGGCUGGUUCCGAAGUGUCUGCUCUGCUUGGUCGUAUCCCCUCCGCCGUCGGUUACCAACCUACACUCUCGACCGACAUGGGUGGCAUGCAAGAGCGCAUUACUACCACUAAGAAGGGUUCAAUCACUUCAGUGCAAGCCGUCUACGUGCCCGCUGAUGACUUGACUGAUCCUGCUCCUGCCACCACUUUCGCUCACUUGGACGCUACCACUGUGCUGUCGCGUGGUAUUGCCGAGCUUGGUAUCUACCCCGCUGUCGACCCCCUCGACUCCAAAUCACGUAUGCUUGACCCUCGUAUUGUUGGUCAGGAACAUUACGAGGUUGCCACCGCCGUCCAGAAGAUUCUUCAGGACUACAAGUCUCUACAGGAUAUUAUUGCCAUUCUGGGUAUGGAUGAGUUGUCAGAAGAAGACAAGUUAACGGUCGAGCGUGCUCGUAAGAUUCAGCGUUUCAUGUCGCAACCCUUCCAGGUUGCACAGGUCUUCACGGGUUAUGAAGGCAAGCUCGUACCUUUGAAGGACACCAUCCGCUCUUUCAAGGAGAUCCUUGCUGGUACACACGAUAACUUGCCUGAGUCUGCAUUCUACAUGGCCGGCACAAUCGAGGAUGUCAAGUCCAAGGCUGAGCAGCUCGCCAAGGAGAUAAGUGGCAACUAGAUGAGACAUAUGUACUCGCUCUACUUAUCGUAUAUUGCUGCUAUCCACGUAGAAUAGAGC